Molecule: messenger RNA, 435 nt
Organism: Aspergillus luchuensis
Lineage: Eukaryota; Fungi; Ascomycota; Eurotiomycetes; Eurotiales; Aspergillaceae
Exons: 4
Coding region: 1-435 (144 amino acids)
Source: RefSeq, a predicted model, not a curated record
AUGUCUGCUUUGGCGCAGAACGAGAGCGAAUUGACCGGUGGUGGGCCGAUCAGAGGUGGAGCAGCAGCGACGGCACAAAGCCUUGCAAUGAAGCAGAUGAAUUUCGAUGAGAAAUUGGAGGCUUUAUCGCGGAAGCCACAGAGCCACAUUACACAGGAGGAUGCUCGAGAACUUCACGCGGCGGAGGGUCGCGCCUUCAACAAGGCACCUGGUCCUGGGUCCGUCUCCGCGCAGGUCCGAUCGAUAGCAGACCGUAACGAGGCCCUUGGGGUCCCUGCUAUACCAGGAGAGGCUUCUGUGUACAUUACUAAGGAUGAUGCGAGGGAGGCUCAGCAUGCUGAAUCGACAAUAUAUGGCGGAAAAAGCCCUCGCGGUGGGAUUGCGGCAAAGAUGCAGAGUGCUGCUGACAAAAUCGAACAUGCAUAUCGUGGUUAA